CCAACCCUCUGCCCUCCCCUCCGCCUCCGCCCUCCUCCUCGGCCUCCAGCCGCCAGCCAACCGCGCGGCCGCUUGUUCAGCCAGGGCUCCACCGUCUCCAUGACGCCGGGCAAACAAUAUAGUACCUCGGCCGGAGCCGCUAACGCUGGGAUUUGGGGUACAGGGACUCCAGAAACAGCCAGGGAAAGCGGGUGGUCUUCCACUCUCCAGCCAGCCAGUCGUCACCAUGCCCAUCUCUCCGGUAAACAGCCGCAAGCAGCUGAACCUCACGGUAAACAUUGGCUCACAGCCAGGAAAGUCUAUUAGCUUUACUGGCCUAGCAAAAGGAGCUCAAAUGAAAGGAGGAUAUAUUGGUGCAAACCAAAGCAGAAUGGCUAUGUCAAAAACCAUGCUGAUUGUAUCUGAUGUAAAAACAACAGAAAAAAUGACUAUUUCCACUACAAAGACAGCCAUACAGGUGAUUGAUGCACAUGGAGUUGAUGUCACUCCCAGACCUCUUCACCAUCCGGAUCCACAUACUGGUGCAGCAAAGCCAAAUAAACUGUUGACAUCCCAGGAAGGAUCCUAUACAUCAGACUUUAUAGCUUCCUAUAGCCUGUAUCAGAAUACAAUAAAUCCAAGUAUGUUAGGGCAGUUUACAAGGUCAGUUUUAGGAAGCAGUACAGUUUCUAAGUCAAGUGUAUCCACUACUGAAUCAAUGGCAGAAGACCUAGAAGAACCAUCCUAUAAACGGGAAAGAUUGUACAGUUUUACAGAUUUACGAGUUAUGAGGUCAACACCUGGAAAAACUGUAACAAAAGAAGACCUGGAGAAGACGAUAGAGAUAAUACUAACAGAGACAGAAACAAUGAGAUUUUUUAACCUACCAACAGUCAUGGUUUCUGUAGAAUCUGAAGAAGCUGAGAAACUAAGCUGGAGAAACAAGAAUUAUGAGACCCUUUGUCGAAAUAGAUUAGGCAAUGACUUGUAUGUUGAAAGAAUGAUGCAGACUAUUAAUGGAGCACCAAAGAAUAAAGAAGUUCAGUGUGACAGAAUCAUAAAGGAAGACAAAGGCAUAAUGUCCACUGCUUGGGAUUUGUAUGAUUCUUAUAAUGCUAUGGAGCUUUCAUCUCUACCAGUGAAACAACCUACAAUUGAUUCAAGUAGUAAAGCAACUGUGCCUUCUAAAGAUUGGGACCAAAGAGCACCAGGGAGCACUUUAGAAAAAAUUAGUGAAGGUAGUUCUCUAAUGGAUAUAGAAAAUGUAAUUCUGGCUAAAAUCCACAAUGAUGAAGAAAACCACUCAGAUGCAGUAUUGAAAUCUGACAAAUUUCAACAGGACUUAUUUUUUAUGGAACGAGUUAUAAUGGAAAAUAUAUUUAGGCCAAAACUUGCAGCUUAUCGUCAGCUUCCUGUUUUAAAAGAACUGGAACCUGAAGAAUCUGAAAUCUUUUUAGAAGGUGAAAAACUUGAAGAGAUAGAAGAGGAGGUUAAGAAGGAAGAGGAAGAAGAAAUGGAAAUAGGUUCUGAACAGUCAACAAUACCAGCCAAUUUGGAACGACUUUGGUCCUUUUCCUGCGACUUAACCAAAGGCCUUAAUGUCAGCAGCCUUGCCUGGAAUAAAACAAAUCCAGACCUUUUGGCUGUUGGCUAUGGGCACUUCGGGUUUAAAGAGCAAAAAAGAGGAUUGGCUUGCUGCUGGUCAAUAAAGAAUCCCAUGUGGCCAGAGCGUACUUAUCAGAGUCCUUACGGAGUUACUGCUGUGGAUUUUUCAAUUGGAGCUCCUAACCUUUUAGCAGUUGGCUAUCACAAUGGCACUAUUGCAAUUUAUAAUGUACAGAGCAACAGUAAUGUUCCAGUUCUGGAUAGUAGUGAAUCACCUCAAAAACAUUUGGGACCUGUCUGGCAGCUUCAGUGGAUAGAACAAGAUCGAGGAACAACAGGCGAUGACAAAAGGGAAAUACUAGUUUCUAUAUCAACGGAUGGAAGAAUCUCCAAAUGGGUUAUACGGAAAGGACUGGACUGUCAUGAUUUGAUGCGUUUGAGGCGAACUACUUCCAGCACCAGCAAAAGAGUGGAAAAGGAAAAGAAAGGUGAAGCUUUGAUAUCUCGACAAGCUCCUGGAAUGUGUUUUGCUUUUCACCCCAAGGACACAAAUAUCUAUUUGGCUGGCACUGAAGAAGGUCAUAUUCACAAAUGUUCUUGUUCAUAUAAUGAACAAUAUUUAGAUACCUACAGAGGGCAUAAGGGUCCAGUGUAUAAAAUAGCAUGGAAUCCAUUUUGUCAUGACGUAUUCUUAAGCUGUUCUGCAGAUUGGGGUGUUAUUAUAUGGCAGCAUGAGAAUCUCAAACCAUUUUUGAGUUUUUAUCCAACUUCUUAUGUUGUUUAUGAUGUUGCCUGGUCUCCAAGGUCAUCCUAUAUAUUUGCAGCUGCGAAUGAGAGUAGAGUGGAGAUUUGGGAUCUUCACAUCAGCACUUUGGACCCCCUGAUUGUGAAUGUUGCUAACCCUGGAAUCAAGUUCACAACUGUUCUCUUCGCCAAACAAACAGAUUGCCUUCUGGUGGGAGACAGUGAUGGACAAGUUGCUGUGUAUGAAUUAAGAAAUAUGCCCACUGGUUUGGAAUCUAGCCGGGGAGAUGUAAUAGAAAAUUUGCUUCAGCCCAAGUCAAGUCAAAGCAUAACUCAUCAUCAGUAGUAUCUUUUUUGUUGCUGUUUAAAGGAACAGUGUUUAAUAUCCAAUAGUCUGGUAUGUAUGCAGUAAACUGGGAUUUUGAUUUUAGAAAACAAAAUAUACAUUUGAUGUAUAACGUCCAUCAGAAUUUAAUAUAA
Camelus dromedarius (Arabian camel) is the source of this 2808-nucleotide messenger RNA. RefSeq names its product dynein axonemal intermediate chain 4 (gene DNAI4). The record is from RefSeq and is a predicted model, not a curated record. Gene Ontology annotation, biological process: cilium movement. Gene Ontology annotation, molecular function: dynein heavy chain binding; dynein light chain binding. Lineage: Eukaryota; Metazoa; Chordata; Mammalia; Artiodactyla; Camelidae. Gene Ontology annotation, cellular component: axonemal dynein complex. The transcript has 17 exons. Bases 227 to 2674 code for a protein of 815 amino acids.